UUUUUUCUGUAAAUACUUUUCGUAAACAUCAUUGGGAUUUCAUCUCCUUUUUCAUUGUAUCUCACCAAAGUUAUCUCUGUGGGGGAUGACGUCCAAACCAACAAUACAUAUUGCUGGUGCUGUGCUUUCCUCACUUUUGUUCGAAUGCGCUAAUGCGCUCACUGACUUUCAAGGGAUUCUGCUUGGUACAUCGAUUCAGACAACCAACCAUACCUUGAGUGACAAUGAAGAAGGUCAAAUAGCUCAUACCAACGUCAGCCUUGUAAUCCAAGGUUUUCGUCGUCUCCGUCAUCGCAUUUAUAACCCUCAAGGCGACGUCGAUUUCGACCUUUUCCAAAGCGAGAUACAACCUGCGGAGCCGUAUGCUGUUGUUGGAUUUUUCCACUUUCGACGACAAACGGAAUUAUCGCUGUCCGUGCGUGAACAGCUGAUCAUGCAUAAUCUCGCCAGUCGACUGGAAACCGUCGAAUGUAUCGCCAUUUUCACCUCGUCGCCCAGUUCGGAUACAGACAAUCGGUCAACCCACGCUUAUGACUUCGGCUUUUGGCACGCUUUUGAGAACCAGCAUAAAUUACCAGUCAUUGUAGAGAACAUGGCAGAUAUAACACAGCAUUACCAGCAUUUUACGUCCAUUGGCCCAGCCGCGCCUCUCCGUUCAAGACGACACAGCCCUCAGCGUCCUCCUUUCCCCAGCAUUCAGCCCCACCAUGUCACUCAACAUUACGACCAAUUGUUCCAAGAGUCAUUCUUCUCAUUACAGGAAUCAACUCGUGUAAUCGAAGAAAAGGAACGCCAACUCGCCAAAUUACGUGAAGAAGUAGCCGCCCUAAGAGAAUCCACCCUCCGAUCCGCAUAAUCAAAAAGUUUUUUUUUUUUUUUUUCCCCAAUCAACUGAAUGAUCCACCUUUUCCUUUGUUCCCGGCAAAAAGAUUCCAUUGACCAAUUUUUACAUGUGUAUUCAGCAAGAAAAGAGGAUAUGUUCUAGUAAUUUAAUCUUCAUCCCAGUGACCCUGCUUCUUGGGUGGUUUGGGACCUCCAGCAGGUUUAGACAUGAUGAUCUAUUUAAAACAAAAUAAAAAAUAACCGUCAACAAUUGGAUCCAGUACACCUUCAUUGCCUUGCUCGUGCUCUUACCUGAUCCACUCUGAGCACCGUCA
Molecule: messenger RNA, 1157 nt
Organism: Radiomyces spectabilis
Lineage: Eukaryota; Fungi; Mucoromycota; Mucoromycetes; Mucorales; Radiomycetaceae
Exons: 6
Coding region: 86-856 (256 amino acids)
Cellular component (GO): nucleus
Molecular function (GO): polyubiquitin modification-dependent protein binding
Source: RefSeq, a predicted model, not a curated record